Theobroma umbraticum is the source of this 1069-nucleotide messenger RNA. RefSeq names its product transcription factor ILR3-like. Lineage: Eukaryota; Viridiplantae; Streptophyta; Magnoliopsida; Malvales; Malvaceae. Gene Ontology annotation, biological process: regulation of DNA-templated transcription; intracellular iron ion homeostasis. Gene Ontology annotation, molecular function: protein dimerization activity; DNA-binding transcription factor activity. The record is from RefSeq and is a predicted model, not a curated record.
UCAUCUCUCAACGCUUUUUAUCUUUCCUUCUUCCUUCACCGUUCUUCCAAUUCUUUCCGAAACGGAGAAAACAUUCUUUUGUAUCUAUUUCCGUACUAUGUAUAAAUUCGGCAUUCAAAUUCGAUGCCCUUUCUAGCAAGGAAACAAAACUUUCCAUGGAACUGGACUCCUCUGAGAACUCCAACUGGCUUAUUGACUACGGCAUACCUGACUUCCCGCCUCCAGCUGCCGGCUUUGGGUGGCCCCCGCAAACUAUUCUCGUUGCUCGCUCUAAUCUAAGUGCUGCAGUUGAUUGUUCAUUUACUGAUUCAGAUAGCUUGAAGGAAGUUGCCUCUAGGAAAAGGUUGAAGUCUGAAUCAUGUUAUGCAUCUGGAUCAAAAUCAUGCCGGGAGAAAUUGCGCAGGAAUAAGCUGAAUGAUAGGUUCCUGGAACUGGGUGCCAUCUUGGAGCCUGGAAGGCCACCCAAAGCAGACAAGGUUGCUGUUUUAAUUGAUGCUGUAAAAAUGGUGCGUCAGUUACGCAGUGAAGCCCUGAAGUUGAAAGAAUCAAAUGAGGAGUUGCAAGCAAAAAUUAAAGAAUUGAAGGCUGAGAAGAAUGAGCUUCGUGAUGAGAAGCAGAGGCUGAAAGCAGACAAAGAGAAGUUGGAGCUGCAAGUUAAUGCCAUGAGCACACGACCAGGCUUCCUGCCUCUCCCCUCUUCAAUGGCAGCUGCAUUUGCUUCUCAAGGGCAAGCUGCUGGCAACAAGUUGAUGCCUUACAUUGGAUUUCCUGGUGUUGCCAUGUGGCAAUUCAUGCCACCUGCUGCAGUUGACACAUCACAGGAUCAUGUACUUCGCCCUCCAGUUGCUUAAUUUGAAGGAUGAUGAUGGUUUGGUUCUUACUGCCGGUCUCUUUAUGAUUGCUUGUUUACUUUAUAUUCUUAUGAUCUUUGCUGUUUGUUAUAAUGUUUUGUGUGAAUGUCCAGUAGUUGAUUAGCUGGACAUGCUGUCUAGAAACUAGCAAUUUCUGUGGAUUUCUGCUACUCCUAAUGUAAAAUACGAUGAUUUAUAAAUUUUAACUAGCUGAGUCA